GGAAUUCCUUAUCAAUGGCUAACUAUAGCUAACUUCACUCACGUGAAAAGUUACGUACUUUAAAUAUUAUUUUCUUUGUUUUAUAAAAAAUUGUUUCCAUUUCAUUUUUAUUUUUUAAAUAGUUAGUACAUCGAUUGUUGAAGUCUUUAUAGUAAUUAUGGAAAACGAUUGGUACCCAAGCUUUGUUGAGUAAAUAUUUCAUUUAAGUACAGUUGUUACUUGUAUUAGUUAAAAUGCCAGAUUCAUGGGGAAGUUUCAUGAACAAACCAGCAAGAGGUUGGUUACAUCCAGACAAUGUCAUUACGAGAAGUAGUGUUUGCUACGAAGUUCGAUAUAUUGGCUGCUUGGAAGUACUGACAUCUAUGAAAAGUUUGGAUUUUGAUACACGAUUUUUAGUAGCCAAGGAAUGUAUAAAUAAAGUUUGUGAAGCAGCUGGAUUAAAAACUGCUGACAAAAAACGAAAAGUGGAUAAAAAAAUUAUAAGACUUAUUGGUGAUCAUUCAAUUAUGGAUCAUGCAGGAUCAAAUGUUACGUUAUCCAUAUCUAGCACAUGUUUGACAUUAAAACUUAGGGAUUCACAUGUAGUAAUUUCUACACAUGAUAUGCCUAGGAUAUCUUUUGCAUCGGGUGGUGAUGCUGACACAAUAGACUUUGUUGCAUUUGUAGCAAAAGACAUAAAAGACUGGCGUGCAUGUUAUGUGCUGGAAUGUGGAGAAGGCGAAUUAGCACAAGAUGUUAUUACAACUAUUGGCCAAGCCUUUGAUUUACGUUUUAAACAAUUUUUAACAAAACCUGCACCAGUUUUAAGCUCAAGCACACGAGAUGAGCGAGAAUAUUAUAAUGAUCUACCAGGAAAGUCUCCUCCAGAAACUGGUCCACCACCUGUUCCACCACUUCCUUCGUACCAUGAUCAUCGUAAUAGAGAAAGACUAGUUUCAAAUAAUUUAAUAGAUUUGAAUUGCGAAGCACCUCCACCACCUGUACCACAUCCUGCUCAUAACUAUGUUAAUGAUUUUGUAGUUGGAAAUAAAAACCACAAUUCACAACCUCGUGAUGUAUUUGACAUGCAACCUUUUGUGGAUCAUGAACCACUGCCGGUAAUGGUACCAAAAUUACAAGAUGAAAUUUGGUUUCAUGGUAGUAUUACAAGACAGCACGCUGAAGCAUUACUAAAACAUGAUGGUGACUUCCUAGUAAGAGAAUCACAAGGAUCUCCUGGACAAUAUGUAUUAACAGGUCUUCAAGGUGAUGUAAAGAAACACUUACUUUUAAUUGAUCCAGAAGGUGCAGUUAGAACUAAAGACCGUAUGUUUGAAAGUGUCAGUCAUUUGGUAAACUAUCAUAGUGAAAACAAAUUGCCUAUUAUGUCAGCUGAAAGUGCACUCAUUUUGAGAUAUCCAGUACCACGAACUAGAUUUUGAUAGCUUUAUUUUACCUAACCCAUUCCAACUAUAAAACACUUAUUUACAAAUAAUACAUUUGGGUGUUUAAGUACUAAAUAAUAUUUAUAAAUUGAAUGAUAUAAAUUAUAAUGAUGUUCCAAUAGUAUAUGUACUAUGUAUUAAUUAAUUUGUACACAUUAACCAGUGGUGUUUUUCAGUUUUUAUUUACCCAAAUUCUUCAUUAUUGAAUUUUGUGAAUGAGUGAAAUUUAGUUUUAUAAUAUUAUUAUAUCACAACAAUAUUUUAAAUCACCUUUAAAAAUGUAAUUUGUGAUGUUCUGUUUUAUUGAUUUUAAAUACAAAUACAUUUUUAACCAUACAAAUUGUAUAAUGAUAAAUCAUAUUUAUAAUUGAUAUACUUUUUUUUUACUUAUUAUUAAAAGGCUAAAAAACAACUAUAAACUAUAAAAUAGUGUUAACAUUAAUUAUAAAUACACAUGUGUAUUGAUGUGUCAACGGCAUUAAACACUCAAAUUUUUCUACAAACUGCUGGUAUAAUGUAUUUAUUAUUUAAACUUGUAAUUAGGCCAUUACAUAUGUAUUCAUUUUUACUCAAUUGAAUAUAUUUUUAGGUCUACAAAUUUAAAAUGUAUGUUAUUUUUAAAGAGUAAUGCCACAGGAGUGUUAUUUAUACAUAAAUAGUCCAUCAUUUAAUCAAUUAGUCAUACAUUAGGAUGUUAUUUUUAAAGAUUGUUAGUUUUAUCUUUUCUGUAAAUAUCAAUUUAUUUUAACACAUUUAUAUGAGUGUAGUUUCAUUUGUUUAUAUUUAAUUAAAAACAAUUAAUUAUUUUGUUUUGUUACCAAUUAGUUAUAAUUAUAUAGAUGUAGUUAAUUAUUUGUCUUGUAUUUUAAUACCUAUUAAUAGAUAAUCAAAAUAAAAUAAAUAACGAGUUUAA
This is a messenger RNA of Metopolophium dirhodum (rose-grain aphid), 2337 nucleotides long. RefSeq names its product SHC-transforming protein 1 (gene Shc). The record is from RefSeq and is a predicted model, not a curated record. Gene Ontology annotation, cellular component: plasma membrane. The transcript has 9 exons. Bases 234 to 1421 code for a protein of 395 amino acids. NCBI's taxonomy places the organism in Eukaryota, Metazoa, Arthropoda, Insecta, Hemiptera, Aphididae. Gene Ontology annotation, biological process: intracellular signal transduction; cell surface receptor protein tyrosine kinase signaling pathway. Gene Ontology annotation, molecular function: receptor tyrosine kinase binding.